AUGACUGGCCGCCGUGGUCGCCCUUCUCUUGCUGAGAGAGAAAGUCUGGCUUUCACUCGAACCAACUCGCCCGACCCUCUCUCUGUUGCUAGUCAUGGCCGUCUCACUAGAUCUGCUUCGAGCCGUAACCUUGCAGCUGCAGCUCAACCUGUGACUUCAGCCCCUUCGGCUGUCAAGAGGGGUCGAGGCCGACCCAGCAGAGCCUCGCUUGCCAACGACUCGGCUUCUUCAAUUGUUUCCGCUGCUGCAUCUGCCGAACUCACUUCUGCCAGCGAAGGCUCCACUCCUGCGACCAGCAAUGUCGCCACACCUGCUCCCUCAGUCUCUGGCUCUGGCAUCACAAAUGCUCCUGCUUUGAGGAACCGCCAGUCUGCAUCCAAUAUUGAGAUCCAGCUUCCCACCUCUGGUGCCCUCUCUAGUGAGCGUGCUCUGCGUCGGAGCCAGUAUUCUAUGCAGCCGAUCAAGCGCAAGGUUGGAGGCGGCUACUACGACGAUGAUGAGGAUGAGGAGCCCUCUGACACCGACCGCGAUGCCAUGGUUGCUCGCCGCCUCCAGAAGCAAGAGAAUCAGAAAUCCGCCGCCUCUACCCGACUGUCUGAUGCUGACCUUGCCCGACGUCUCCAGAAUGAAGAGUACGAGAUGGAGGACUCUGAUGUCCCCCUCGCCACUGGUCGUGGUCGUCGUGCUACCGCAGCUGCUGCCAAGGCCGCAAUCGAGGACGGUGACGAUUCAGAGGACGUUCCGCUUGUUUCUCGAUCCAAGCCCAGUGGUCGGGGCCGAGGUAGACCCUCCAAGAGCGCCGCUUCUCUGCAGCGACCUGCGAAGAAGCAGAAGAGCAUGGCAGUCGAGUCGGAUGAUGAGGAUGAAUUCGCAGACCCGAUGGAUAACGACGACGAUGGUCUUUCGGCCAACUUCUCCGAGCUUGAGGACAGUGAUAGCAACAAGAUCCCGAAGAAGGAGAAGACCAAGGCCAAGAUGCCUGUCAGGCGAACUAGAGCUUCCGCUUCGACCAUGCCUCAAGGAACUGCGGUAUCGCCUCGACUGCCUGCGAACUACCAGCUUCCGGAUGAUGAGGACGAUGAUUUGUCAAGCCUCUCUAGCGGCGACUUUGAUGACUCGGGUUCCUCCGACGCGGCCGAUAGUGACGGCGGCCUCCAGAACGCCGUUGCGGCACAGUCCCGUGGUCGCCGCGCGUACCAACGUGGCUCCAAGCGCCGUGGCAUGCUUGAACGCGCUAGGUUGGAGAACAAUCACCCUGAGCUUCUCACCAUGUGGCAGGCCUUGGAGGCUUCUCCGGCCCUCAGACCUGACAAGAUUGCCCAACCGCAGCAGAUCUCGCGUCAGCUCAAGCCCUUCCAGCUUGAGGGUGUCGCUUGGAUGAUUGAGAUGGAGAAGACGGACUACAAAGGCGGACUUUUGGGUGACGAGAUGGGUCUCGGCAAGACCAUCCAGGCGGUAUCUCUGGUCAUGUCCGACUUUCCCCAGAAGCAGCCCUCUCUUGUCCUGGUUCCACCGGUUGCUUUGAUGCAGUGGAAGGAAGAGAUUGCUUCCUACACCGACGGCACCCUCAAGACCUUUGUCUAUCAUGGUACGCUGGUCAAGACCAAGCAGAUGACCCUGAAGGAGCUCAAGAAGUUCGACGUCAUCAUGAUGUCCUACAACAGUCUGGAGUCCAUGUACCGAAAGCAAGAGAAGGGCUUCACCCGCAAGGACGGCAUCUACAAGGAGAAGAGUUUGAUCCACCAGAUCGACUUCCACCGGAUCAUCCUCGACGAGGCUCACAGCAUCAAGACUCGUACCACCAUGACUGCCAAGGCCUGCUUUGCUCUCAAGACCUCGUACCGCUGGUGCCUUACCGGCACUCCGCUUCAGAACCGCAUUGGCGAGUUCUUCUCCCUGAUCCGCUUCCUUCAAGUCAAGCCUUUCGCUUCGUACUUGUGCAAGCAGUGCCCCUGUGCCGGCCUGGAUUGGAAUCUCGACGACGACCACCGAUGCCACACGUGUGGACACGCCGGUAUGCAGCACGUGUCCGUCUUCAAUCAGGAGCUCCUCAACCCUAUCCAGAAGUUUGGCAACUUUGGAGAGGGUCGCGAGGCUUUCCGCAAGCUCCGUCUGAUGACUGAUCGCAUCAUGCUCCGUCGCCUCAAGAAGGACCACACCAACUCCAUGGAGCUUCCCGUCAAGGAGAUUUACGUCGAUCGUCAGUUCUUUGGUGAAGCGGAGAAUGACUUUGCCAACAGCAUCAUGACCAACGGCCAGCGCAAGUUUGAGACGUACGUCGCCCAGGGUGUCUUGCUCAACAACUACGCCAACAUCUUUGGUCUCAUCAUGCAGAUGCGCCAGGUCGCCGAUCAUCCCGAUCUGAUCCUUCGCAAGAACGGAGAGGGUGGUCAGAAUACGCUCAUUUGCUGCGUCUGCGACGAGCCGGCUGAGGAUGCCAUCAAGAGCCGCUGCAAGCACGAUUUCUGCCGCGCCUGUGCUAGAAGCUACCUUCUGUCUUCCGAUCAGCCAGACUGCCCUCACUGCCACAUCAACCUGGCCAUCGACUUGGAGCAGCCCGAGAUCGAGCAGAACGAGGCCGACGUCAAGAAGUCGUCGAUUAUCAAUCGAAUCAAGAUGGAUGAGUGGACUUCUUCCUCCAAGAUUGAGCUUCUCGUCCAUGAGCUUCACAAGCUUCGUUCUGACAAUGCUUCGCACAAGUCCAUCAUCUUUUCGCAGUUCUCGUCCAUGCUUCAGCUGAUCGAGUGGCGUCUUCGUCGCGCCGGCAUCUCCACCGUCAUGCUGGACGGCAGCAUGAGCCCUGCGCAGCGCCAGGCGUCCAUCAACCACUUCAUGACCAAGACCGAGUGCGAGUGCUUCCUCGUCUCUCUCAAGGCCGGUGGUGUCGCUCUCAACCUCACGGAGGCGUCUCGCGUCUUCAUCGUUGACCCUUGGUGGAACCCUGCCGCAGAGUGGCAGUCCGCCGAUCGUUGCCAUCGCAUUGGUCAAACCCGCCCGUGCACCAUUACCCGCCUCUGCAUCGAGGACUCGGUCGAGAGCCGAAUGGUGCUGAUCCAGGAGAAGAAGACCAACAUGAUCAACUCCACCGUCAACGCUGACGACAAGGCCAUGGAGUCUCUGAGCCCCGAGGACAUGCAGUUCCUCUUCCGCGGAUCUUAG
Messenger RNA from Colletotrichum orchidophilum, 3159 nucleotides. Its product is annotated as SNF2 family domain-containing protein. NCBI's taxonomy places the organism in Eukaryota, Fungi, Ascomycota, Sordariomycetes, Glomerellales, Glomerellaceae. Gene Ontology annotation, molecular function: DNA binding; ATP binding; ATP-dependent chromatin remodeler activity. The record is from RefSeq and is a predicted model, not a curated record. Bases 1 to 3159 code for a protein of 1052 amino acids. The transcript is spliced from 3 exons.